Messenger RNA from Nicotiana tabacum (common tobacco), 1609 nucleotides. The record is from RefSeq and is a predicted model, not a curated record. Lineage: Eukaryota; Viridiplantae; Streptophyta; Magnoliopsida; Solanales; Solanaceae.
AUGACUACUACUCUUAAUAUUCUUAAAGAAAUUUCAGCCACCUUGCAAGCAAAUGUAAUUGCUGACAUAAUUCCCAACAUCUNAACUUAUGCUGCAACUAAAGAUAACCUUUCAACUGCAGGACAAAAUGUAGCUCAGUCUGCACAACAAGCUAAAGACUAUACCUUGCAAAAGGCAGGAGAGGCUAAAGACACAGCUCUUCAGAAGGGUCAACAAGCUUGCUAUACAACUAAAGAUACCCUUUCAAGCGUAGGACAAAAUGCAGUUCAAUCAGCACAGCAGGCAAAAGAUUAUGCACUGCAAAAGGCAGGGGAGACUAAAGACACAGUCCGCGACAAGGGUCAGCAAGCUUAUUCUACAACUAGAGACACCCUUUCAAAUGCAGGAACAAAUGCAGCUCAAUCAGCACUACAUGCAAAAGAUUAUACACUGCAAAAUGCAGGAGAGGCUAAAGAUUAUGCUAAAGACACGGUUCUUGACAAAGGUCGGAAAGCUUACUCCACAACUAGAGACACCCUUUCAAGUGCUGGACAAAAUGCAGCUCAAUCAGCACAGCAGGCUAAAGAUUACACCCUAAAAAACGCAGAGGAGGCCAAAGACAAUGCAGCAGGACUGAGCAAGAAUGCAGCAAGCUAUAUUGGGAAGAGAGCUACAGAAGCAAAAGAUGUAACCUUAGAGACAGGCAAAGGAGCAGUAGGAUAUGCAGGGCAAGCAGCAAGUUAUGUUGGGCGGAAGGCUGUAGAUGCUAAAGAUGCCACCUUAGAAACAGGCAAAGGAGCAGUAGGAUAUGCAGGGAAAACAGCAAGUUAUGUUGGACAGAAAGCUGUUGAUGCUAAAGAUGUUACCUUAGAAACAGGGAAAGGAGCAGUAGGAUAUGCAGGGGAAGUAGCUGAAACUGUGAAGGAAAAAGCUGCAGUAGCUGGUUGGGGAGCAGCACAUUAUACAGCUGAGAAAGCAGCAGAGGCAACUAAAGCUGUGGUUGGUGUUGCUUCUAAUGUUGCAGGGUAUACCGGAGAGAAGGCGGUCGCCGCAAAGGAUGCAGUUGCAGGUACUGGAAUGAGUGCUGUGGAAUAUGUUGAGAACAAGUUGGCUAAUGCAAAGGAUUAUGUUGUUUCAACUGAAGAAAGUGCAGCAGAGUAUGCAGCUAGGAGGAAAGCUGAAGCUGAAAAGGAAUUGGAAGCCAAGAGAUCAUAUGAUUACAAGCAGGGAGAAAGUGGAGGUGGGCUUUAUAUCAGCGAGGAAAAACAAGAAACAAAAUGGGAGGAAUCAGGAGGAGAGCAGAAGCAUAAAGGAGGGUUAUUACAAGCCAUAGGGGAAACUAUAGUGGAGAUAGGGAAGACAGCAACAGAUCUUAUAGCUGGACGUGGCCAAUCUCAAACUGAUAGCAAGGGAGAUGAAAGUCAGUCUUCACAUAGAAACAGCUGAUUUUUGGCAUUUUGAGCAUCUAAUUUUGGUCAGAAUUUCAACUGUUUUUUUCUGUUGCUGUUUUUCAAGCGUCAGUAUAAGGGGUUUUAUAUUAUUAUUAGGAUUGUAACGAUUAGGCUCCUUUAUCUUUGAUAGUAAAGGUACCUAAAACUUGUUUUGCUAAUUGCUCAACUGUUUCUUUCAA